Messenger RNA from Engraulis encrasicolus (European anchovy), 2426 nucleotides. RefSeq names its product CBFA2/RUNX1 partner transcriptional co-repressor 2 (gene cbfa2t2). The coding region runs from base 471 to 2426 and encodes 651 amino acids. The transcript has 11 exons. Gene Ontology annotation, molecular function: transcription corepressor activity. Gene Ontology annotation, biological process: DNA-templated transcription; negative regulation of DNA-templated transcription. Gene Ontology annotation, cellular component: nucleus. NCBI's taxonomy places the organism in Eukaryota, Metazoa, Chordata, Actinopteri, Clupeiformes, Engraulidae. The record is from RefSeq and is a predicted model, not a curated record.
AAAAAGAGAGAGAGAGAGAGCGCAACAGAAGGAGGGAGAGCAGCAGCAGCAGCAGUAAGUGUGUGUGUGUGUGUGCCUGCACGUCACCGUGAGUGUGUGAGUGUGUGUGUGUGUUGUCCUGCCUGUAUCUCCUUUCCCAUCUGGCCUCCAUCUGUGUGUGUGGCUGAGGGAAGCAAGCUGACUGCACUCCACAUAUGUGGGAAGCCUCACACAUGCCCAGCAUAUGAAGCCGAGCGCAGGAGCGGACAGCGGAGAAAAGAAGAAGGAGCGAUAGAGAGAGAGAGAGAGAGAAGGAGAGAGAGAGAGCAAGAGAGGGAGACCAACACACACUGCCGCGUGCGUAGUCACACUCCAGAGAGAGCGGACGUGAACGGACACGCAGCAGCAGCCAUCGCAACUCUUUUGGAAUAAACCAGGCACUGAUCGGACUACCUUAGGGAGGAGACAGUGGAGAGAAGAAGGUCUCUGCCAUGCCCGGUUCUCCUGUGGAUGUGAAGACUCAUUCCAGACCGGCCGCCUCCGCCAUGCCUCCUCUGCCCUCCGUCAACCCCAGCGGCCCCCGGCCGGCCUCCUUCUCCACCACAGCCUUGACCAACGGGAUGAACCACUCCCCGCCCACCCUCAACGCGGUGCCCUCCCCUCCCCAGCGUUAUAGCAACGGGCCCUCCUCGUCCUCUUCCUCCUCGCUGGCCAAUCAGCAGCUCCCGGCUACCUGUGGCGCGCGCCAGCUCAGCAAGCUCAAGCGCUUCCUUACCACGCUGCAGCAGUUCGGCAACGACAUCUCGCCCGAGAUCGGAGAGAGCGUGCGAAACCUCGUGCUGGCCUUGGUGAACUCCACGGUUACCAUUGAGGAGUUCCAUUCCAGACUCCAGGAGGCAACCAACUUCCCUCUGAGGCCAUUUGUCAUCCCCUUCUUAAAGGCCAACCUGCCGCUGCUGCAGAGGGAGCUGCUCCACUGUGCGCGUGCGGCCAAGCAGACGCCGGCCCAGUACCUGUCUCAGCACGAGCACCUGCUGCUCAGCACCACGCUGCCCUCGCCCCCCGACUCCAGCGAGCUGCUGCUGGAGCCCAGAGACGACAAGAGACACAGCCCCAACAGGGGUAAGGAGAAUGGCUUUCACGAGCGCCCCCCGGCGGCCGCUGGGCUCGAACCUCCCACCAAACGCAUCUGCACCAUCAGCCCGGCGCCCCGCCACAGCCCCGCCCACCCGCUCCCCUUAGCCAGUCAGAUCCACCCGACGCCGCCGCCCCUGCAGCACUACGCCGUGGAUGACAUCGCCGCCCCGCCUCACAACCUCUACCGCGAGCCACCCCACACACACCGCAUCCUGGAGCUCAGAGAACUCAAAGACAGACCUCGCCUGCCAGGCACAAAUGGAGGCUACCGCGAGGAGUCUGUGGACCACCGGCUGACUGAGAGGGAGUGGGCAGACGAGUGGAGACAUCUCGACCACGUGUUGAACUGCAUCGUGGACAUGGUGGAGAAGACGCGGCGCUCGGUGAGCGUGCUGCGGCGCUGCCAGGAGUCCGACCGCGAGGAGCUCAACUACUGGAGGAGACGACUGAGCCUGAGCGAGCAGGAGGACCCCCGCAGCAAGACCAGUGGUGGAGGAGGAGUGGGGGGAGGAGGCCCCCAGGGGCCCGGGGCCAGCACCACCGCCACCACGGGGGCCCCCUUCUCCAAGACGCACAGCCCACACACGGCAGAGGGACUCAGCUCAGAGACCCAGAGGGACUUCGCUAACCACCCAGGGUCUGCCUACGUGCCCGAUGAGAUCUGGAGGAAAGCCGAGGAGGCGGUGAACGAGGUGAAGCGGCAGGCGAUGGGCGAGGUGCAGAAGGCGGUGGCGGAGGCGGAGCAGAAGGCCUUCGAGAUGAUCACGGUGGAGCGGGCCAAGAUGGAGAAGACGCUGGCCGAGGCCAAGAGGAAGGCCACCCAGGAUGCCAUCAGCGUCAUCAACGAGCAGGAGGACUCCAGCGAGUGCUGCUGGAACUGCGGCCGCAAGGCGAGCGAGACGUGCAGUGGCUGCAACGCGGCGCGCUACUGCGGCUCCUUCUGCCAGCACAAGGACUGGGAGCGCCACCACCUCAUCUGCAGCCCCAGCCUGCAGGCCAAGCCCAUGCCCAUGGCCGCCAUCGGGGCCCUCAUGCUGGCCAAGGCGGCCGAGGCUGCUGCCGGGGCCGCGGGGGCCCCCUCCUCCUCCAACAACAACAACGCCACGCCCAGCCCCGGAGGAGCAGGAGGAGUGGUGGAGAGAGAGAGGGAGAGGGAGAGGGAGAGGGAGAGGGAGAGAGAGAGGGAGAGGGAGAGGGAGCGGGAGAGAGGCAUGCACCAGGACAACAAGGCUGCCUCUGGUGCCUCCAGAGCCUCCACACCCUCCACGCCGCGCGCCUCCUCAUCCACACCGGAGGCCAAUGGACACUAA